Engraulis encrasicolus (European anchovy) is the source of this 976-nucleotide messenger RNA. RefSeq lists its product as uncharacterized. Lineage: Eukaryota; Metazoa; Chordata; Actinopteri; Clupeiformes; Engraulidae. The record is from RefSeq and is a predicted model, not a curated record. Bases 63 to 869 code for a protein of 268 amino acids. The transcript has 2 exons.
CUGAGAAAGCCACAGAAAACUAUUGCUCCUGCUACUGUUAGCCAAAAGCUUUAUGAGAAACCAUGGAAAGGGUCUAUUAUGAAGAUCGGUACAUCCUAAUACUCAGCUAUCACUUGGUCACCUGGGUCGAUAAAGAACAAAGUAUCUGUACAAUUGGGCCGCAGCAGAGGGUCAAAGCUUUGGUCACCAACUUCAGAAGAGAUGAGCCUCUGACUGUGGAGAAGCUGAACUUCAUAAUUGCGAGGAUCCCAACUCUCUACAGUCAUCUCACAGAUGACCAAUACUAUGUGAUGAAGGACAAUGUACUAGGUGUGGUCAAAGCCAAAGUGAAAGCCAUCCAUAAACCCUAUAUUCCAGCCCAAGGGGACACUGACCAGACAAAAAUGGUCUGGAAGCUCUACACAGGAUCAAACUGUCCAGUGCGCAAACCACCAAGGCCAAACACUGCCCAAACCAACUCAGGGAGGGCUGGUCAACCGGUGGCACCUCCACACAUCCCUCCAGUUGUCCUGGAGAUGCCAUGGCACCCAGAUGGACCAGAGGAGAUGCACUUUGAGUUACCCCAAAUGACAGAGUUCAACCACCAGGUGCUGCCUGACAGCGGGACACGGAUCGAAGAAAUGUACUCCCUGGCCUUGAACAGUGGCGGAGAGGAGAUCCCAGGGCUGUGGAGACUGUCGGGAUACAACCCUGAUCACACUGCCUAUCUGUCUGCGAUUGUGAAAGUCAUGGAGAGGAAAGAGAAGCCAGAAGAACGUUCUUCCUCCCGCAUGCAACAGCCCCCUGCCACGAGGAAAAGGCGAAGGGAGACCGAAGCCCAGGACGAAAAUGAUGAGACUGUUUUUAAAAGAGCUCGCAUUUACAUUUAAAAAUUCAAUUUGAAGUAAGACUAUAAUAAUUUUUUAAUAAUUAUGAAAAUUUGAUAAUAAUUGAAUUCAUCUAACCUUCUAAGAAAAAAACUAUUACAAUUAUUAAC